AUGUCUGAUGACACCUUUCCCACGGCUGCUCCCGGGACAGUACCUUCUUCGCGGUUUCUUUCCGUGGGCGGAGUAGUCAAUUUCCGUGAACUGGGCGGUUACCCUUGCAGUGCUCUCCCUCCUGCCUCAAACGGCUCACCGGACAACGCGUCGGAUUCGACACCUCGGGGUAGCCACUCGUGCAUCCGGCCUGGAUUUCUCUUUCGAUCGGCUCAGCCGUCCCAGGUUACCCCAGCCGGUAUCGAGACACUAGUACACGAACUUCGCAUCCGGGCGAUUUUUGACUUUCGCUCACAGACCGAAAUUCAGCUUGUCACCACUCGCUAUCCUGAUUCGCUACUCGAGAUACCUGGUACGACUCGCUAUUCCGUGCCGGUCUUCUCGGAGGGUGAUUAUUCCCCGGCGUCAUUAGUCAAGAAGUACGGAGUGUCCUCCGAUACUGCCGUGGAUUCCAUUUCCUCCACAAACGCCAAGCCUACAGGAUUCGUCCACGCGUAUGAGGCCAUCGCACGCAGUGCUGCAGGAAACGGUAGUUUUCGUAAGAUAACGGACCACAUAAUACAACAUCCGGACCGGCCAAUCCUAUUUCACUGCACACUGGGAAAAGACCGAACCGGUGUAUUUGCAGCAUUGCUAUUGAGUCUUUGCGGGGUACCAAACGAGACUAUAGUUGAAGACUAUGCUAUGACUACUGAGGGCUUCGGGGCCUGGCGAGAACACCUAGUCCAACGCUUGUUGCAAAGAAAGGAUGCAGCUACACGUGAAGAGGCAGAAUCCAUUAUUGCCAGCCACCCGGAGACUAUGAAGGCUUUUCUUGAAGAUGUGGUAGCGGCGAAGUUUGGGAGUGCUCGAAAUUAUUUUGUCCAGCAAUGUGGAUUAACGCAAGCAGACGUUGAUAAAUUAAUUCAUACAUUGGUCUUUACGAAUUGA
Molecule: messenger RNA, 930 nt
Organism: Talaromyces amestolkiae
Lineage: Eukaryota; Fungi; Ascomycota; Eurotiomycetes; Eurotiales; Trichocomaceae
Exons: 1
Coding region: 1-930 (309 amino acids)
Biological process (GO): dephosphorylation
Molecular function (GO): phosphoprotein phosphatase activity
Source: RefSeq, a predicted model, not a curated record